CAAAGAUUCCCCGUCUAGCUUAAACAAGAAGAAAAGAGUAUUUACAGUGGUACUUUUAACUGCUUCUGUUGUGCUACUUUUAUUUAUGGUGGCAUAUGCUUGUAUAAAGAAACGAAAAAGGCUUCAUAUAAAAGAAAGAGAAGAUAGGUAUGCCCUUGAUAAAAAGGAUAACAAUGUGCGGAUGGAAGAUCUUGACGAGCUACCUUUACUUAGUCUAAAUAAAAUAGUCAAGGCUACAGAUAACUUUAACAUCAACAAAAAAAUUGGAGAAGGUGGAUUUGGUCCAGUUUACAAGGGUGUGUUGGAAGACGGACGAGAGGUAGCUGUGAAGAGGCUCUCAGAAACAUCCCAGCAAGGGAUUGAAGAAUUCAAGAAUGAAAUCAUUUGUAUUGCCAAACUUCAGCAUCGCAAUCUUGUGAAGCUUCUUGGAUACUGCAAUCACAGAAAUGAACUGAUUUUAGUUUAUGAAUACAUGACAAACAAAAGCUUAGACUUAUAUCUAUUUGAUGAAACCAGGAGCUCGAUGCUUGACUGGCCACAACGAUUUAAUAUUAUACAAGGGAUGGCUCGAGGUAUUCUAUAUCUACAUCAAGAUUCCCGCCUUCAAAUCAUCCACAGAGAUCUUAAGGCAGGUAAUAUUCUUUUGGAUGGAGACAUGAACCCCAAAAUCUCCGACUUCGGCCUUGCUAGAAAGUUUGUAGGACCCGACACUGCCACUAAGACAAAAAAAGUAGUGGGAACAUAUGGUUAUAUUUCUCCAGAAUACGCUAUACAUGGAAGAUUUUCUAUAAAGUCUGAUGUAUAUAGUUUUGGAGUUUUGGUGUUGGAGAUCGUGAGUGGUAAGAAAAACAGAGAAUUCUGUCAUGAUGAUCGCAAUGACAACCUUCUUGGACAUGCAUGGAGACUUUAUAAACAAGGCAGAUCCAUUGAACUUUUGAGUGCAUCUUUAUGUGCCUCUUGCGUCAUCCUUGAAGUACUAAGAUCAAUACAUGUUGCAUUAUUAUGUGUGCAAAAUCAUGCAAAAGAUAGGCCCACUAUGUUAUCAGUGGUUUUAAUGCUGGUCAGCGAGAGUGUGUUACCUCAACCUAAACAUCCCGCUUUCUACUCUGAAGAGACCAGUAGUGAACUUGAGUCUGUUUCAUCAGUUGAUGGUUCCCUGAUAACACAUUUAUACGCCCGAUAGCAAACAAGUGAUGCUAUCAGAUGUACAUGAAUCUGUAACAUAUUCUAGGCACUUGUUGUAGUGGAUGUAGCAAGAACAUUUUUUAGCAGCAGUGUCAAAA
Helianthus annuus (common sunflower) is the source of this 1283-nucleotide messenger RNA. Its product is annotated as G-type lectin S-receptor-like serine/threonine-protein kinase SD1-1. The transcript has 6 exons. Gene Ontology annotation, molecular function: protein kinase activity; ATP binding. Bases 86 to 1183 code for a protein of 365 amino acids. Lineage: Eukaryota; Viridiplantae; Streptophyta; Magnoliopsida; Asterales; Asteraceae. The record is from RefSeq and is a predicted model, not a curated record. Gene Ontology annotation, biological process: protein phosphorylation.